ACAUGGAGACUUCCGCCACUUUGGGACCAGUUUGACCCAGUUGUGAGUCCUCCAGACAAAAAAAAUAUAUAUAUAUUAAACUAGAACCACCGAGAUGGACCAAGCACCGAGUCCUCCUCCUAAAUCGACCCAGCACGAGCCCAUCAGCUUCGGUAUCGAUCAGAUCCUGGGAGCCGGUACUGAGUCAGACAACGGGUCCGGAAGACAUCGCGAUGUGAGCGGCGGGGACGGUUACUACAGUUUAACGAGCUCGACCGGGACCAGCGCGCCUUCCUAUACGGCUCUGUCCAUCUCCCUGUCCGGCGUCAUGGCCCCGGUCGAGGCGUCGGGCACGUACGGAGAGAGAAGGAGUGUGGGAAGCCGAGGAGUGAUUCGAGUGCCGGCCCACAGACCGGCGACAGCUCCGGGACCGCAAGCUCCGGUUCAGAGUGCAGUGCCCGGCUUUGGAGGGCUGUGUUUCCCCUGGAUAGGAAACCGGUUCGCUAAGGAAAGGAUAUCCGCAGCUCUGGUUCCAUUCUCGGUGACACGGCGGAUAGGCCACCCGUACCAGAACCGCACGCCCCCCAAAAGGAAAAAGCCCCGCACGUCCUUUUCAAGAGUGCAGAUAUGCGAGUUGGAGAAACGUUUCCACCGCCAGAAGUACCUGGCCAGUGCCGAGAGAGCCGCCCUGGCCAAGAGCCUCAAAAUGACUGACGCCCAGGUCAAAACCUGGUUCCAGAACCGCAGAACCAAGUGGAGGAGGCAGACGGCGGAAGAGCGGGAGGCGGAGCGCCAGCAGGCCAAUCGGCUCAUCCUGCAGCUGCAGCAGUCCGCCCUGCACAAGUCCCUGGGCGAAUCCGCCGUGUCCGACCCGCUGUGUGCUCACAACUCCUCCCUCUAUGCCUUGCAGAACCUGCAGCCCUGGGCCGAGGACAGGGAAUAGCGACGUGACACCAGGUUUCAAAUCGAUGGGCGUCAUCUGUUAUUCCGAAUAGGACGACGAGAUCCGCUUUUUGGGGCGGGGGGCCAUGUGAGGACUUUAAAUCUGCGUGUGAACUUUGAUUGAUGGGACAUUGCAAGACAAACUGGUGAGUGGAUGGGGGACAUUUGAGCGAUGAAAUUGGACCUUGGAUAUUUUUGCGAGGGUGAGUGACGUCAUCCCGAAGAAAAUGGGACUUCAUUUUUCACCUCUGAGACUUUUUCAUACAUCCCCCAGAAAUAAAAGAAUCGAAGGGGAUAAAAGUGCUCAAAAUAUUUCAUAACAUAGUCAUUGUCUUCCAAUGUGUAUUUAUCCUUUUUUUAUUAGGGAGAUUACGUGGCACCAGCCAAUAGAAUGUGUACAAGUGAGGUAUUACUCGAUAUCUCAUGACAUCUCAUGAAUUUAAAGGACACAUUUAAAGGUGAAAUGAGCCUAUCGGCUCUUUUAUGAAAAGGUUAACAGCAAAUGAGGUAGUCAGACACAUGCACUAAAAUUUAGUGUGUCCUGUCAAACCAAACAAAAAUAUAAUUCACAUAAAUGUUUUGAAUUGUACUGCACUUAAAGCCUCACUAGAGCUCAUUUAUCUAAGGAUUUAUCCCAUUUAUUUACAGGGCACCAACACAAUCACUUGUAUAUAUGACAUUCGGUGCGCCCAAAAUGUUACACGGUAAAUACAAUUAAAGAAAUUGAGCAAAGAAGAGGCUGUAUGUUGAGUAAUAAAGGUGAUGCAUGUUCAAUGUUUAUUUGUCCUUGUAAGGACGUUAAUAUGUUUUGUGGGCCAAAAAAGGAUGUAGGCUACAGUGUUCUUUUUUGUACUUUUAUUGUGUGGAGAACGGUAUAAAUACAAAUGUUUUGUGACCAAAUUUUAGGUUUCAUCAUAUCAUCAAAAGGUUUCAAGACACAACAAGGUAACCAAUGAUUUUGCAAUUGUUUUUUUAAAAACGUUUAUUGAUAAAUUUUUCUUUUUCUUCUUAUUCUUUUUUUUUUUACAACAAUUCGGUGCACGCAAAAUCAUCUGGACAGUUUUUAUGUUGUCCAUCGGUCAUUACUGCUGUCCCCAUAUCUGGAUGAGCUGCCAAACUGUCGCACUGGAGCCUGUUCUCAUGAGAAUUUAAUAGGAUUUCUAUGAAGAGUGGUGCGGUGAAGUUGAAAAUGAAGUCAUUUUGAGGGUGGUGGGAUGCGUGCUUAAAGCAUAGUUUUUAUU
Hippocampus comes (tiger tail seahorse) is the source of this 2162-nucleotide messenger RNA. It is a transcript of the gene tlx3a, whose product is annotated as T cell leukemia homeobox 3a. The record is from RefSeq and is a predicted model, not a curated record. The coding region runs from base 95 to 922 and encodes 275 amino acids. Gene Ontology annotation, biological process: animal organ development; regulation of transcription by RNA polymerase II. Lineage: Eukaryota; Metazoa; Chordata; Actinopteri; Syngnathiformes; Syngnathidae. The transcript is spliced from 3 exons. Gene Ontology annotation, molecular function: DNA-binding transcription factor activity, RNA polymerase II-specific; RNA polymerase II cis-regulatory region sequence-specific DNA binding. Gene Ontology annotation, cellular component: nucleus.